AGAGCGCAGAGAGCCGGCUCUCGUGUCGAGUGCGCGUGAUUUUGUGGCUCUGAAAUGCGGGCUUGCUGCCAACUGCGCUGCCGACGCCGGCGCAGCUCAGCCCGAUUGCCGCGGUGGUUGUUAUAUUCUGGUCUUGGUUUUUAGUCGCCGUUUAAACUUGGUCGUGAGAGGGUAGCAGCCCCGUUAUCAGUCGCCGCGAUCGCGCCCCUAAGUGAGAGCACAGUGAGAGUCCUGGCCAGCGCAAGUUUGCAGAUCCAGAUCCUCCAGCACAUCCUGAUGGCCCCCGUGAGCGGCUGUUCGCCCACCGCCACCCACUCGCUGCAGGACAUGAGCGCUGCCGCCGCGGCCAUCGCCCUGGACAUGAAGCCCAAGGGGGAGCCCCACCCUCUGGCCUCCGCCAUUGCCCUGCCAUCGCAGAAGAUCAAGAAACGUGCGUAUCUAGAAUUAUUGCCACUACAAGGAAUACACAACAUCAUGGUGCGGCGAAACGCCUCCGACAAGCUGAAGCUCAUUCAAAUGGUCCACGAUAACCCAAUUCUCUGGGACUCACGCCUCCCAAACUUCAAGGGCGCCGAGGAGGAGAAGAAUCGCGCCUGGGAGCACAUAGGUCGAGAGUUCAACGCCCCUGGGCGUCGCGUUGCCCGGGCUUUUAAGUCCCUGCGGGAAUCAUACCGCCGUGAACUGGCUCACGUCAAGCUGAUGGGCAACGGGUUUAAGCCAAAAUGGAGCCUUUAUGAGGCUAUGGACUUUUUGCGCGACGUUAUCCGAGAGAGAAAAGGCGCAUCGCAUGCAACCGAUCUCAGCCUGACCGGGUAUGGCCAUAUUAACAACAACAAUAAUAAUAACAACAACAGCCUGGGAGCAGCUGGAAAAGCUGUGUCCCUGAAGCUCUCCACAUCUUAUCACGAUUCCGCCGCAGUGUUGAAUCUUUCCAAGUGCUCCUCGCUGAAUGUGAGCGGCGAUGACUACUACGGCGACUACUACGUAAAGCCGGAGCUGGAUCUCUCGGUGGGCGGCGGGGCCGGAAGUAGCAGCAGCCGCAGUAGCUCCGGCGGUAUACCACUUCCGCUGCCCGCCCACCAACUUCAGGCGCCCAACGACAGCCGGGUGAGCUCCACGCGCAACGAGCAUCAGCAACUGCAGCACAGCUACGAUGACAUCGAUGCCAGCUCGAUUCGCAGUGGAGAUGAAGACGCUGGUCACGCAUCCGAUGUAGUGGAGGAGUUAGAUGCGAUCGACGCCGAUUUCCCAUAUCCGCUAAUCCUGGACUCCAACUCGCGCGCGAGCACCAAUGUGGGCGUGGACGAGGUUGCCUCGUCACGCAAGCGCCGCCGCAAUGUCGACCAAGACGUCCUAGAGAACGGCAAUGGCGACGGCGAUGCUGGUAUCGAUGGCGAUGACUACGAGGAGCAAAUGCUGCAGCAGCACCGCCACCUUCGGCAGCAACAGGGUGCAGCUGACACCGGAGGGAUGGAUCUACCGCCACCGCAAACUGUGCGUGAGGUCCUCAACUCCAAGUUUUGCGGCUUCAUAUCGGCCAAGCUGAACAGCAUGGAGGACUCGGAAGCGGACAAUUUAAUGAAUCGCAUUCUUUUGUUGCUGGUUCAAGUGCAACAGUGCGAGGGCUCUACAAAAUAGGCGACCUGAUUGGGGUUCCUUAGACACGGGGUGUAGUUAAAAUAGCCAAAAAAGCUCAUUAUGGAUUGAUGAAGCCGCUCAGAGCACAUACAACAGAUUGAUUUCUUGCCAUUUGUUCUUACUUUCCUCGCCGUAAGAAUUAUGAACUUACUUGCCAAUGCCAAAUCUGUGCCAUACCAAAAAGAUCAAUCAAAGAUGAAUGAUUUUUCAAACAAAUUCUCUCAUUUUCUUCGCUCUCAUUUACAACAAAGAAUUAACUCAAAGAAACGACAAAAACAAAGAAAAUAGGUGAAGUAAGGACUUAGUUUAAUUAUACUUUAAAUGUUAAAUUCGUUUUAAGUCGGUCCACUGCAGAUCAUACUCAUGCCAACGUCUCAUCACAUGAAACUUUUCUUUACAUAAAAUUAUUUUUUAGAUUAGAUAACCGAUCGUACAUUUACAUAUUCUCGAUAAAUUGAAGACUUGGAAUUAAAAACAUCUUUAGAAAUAAUUUAAGCGCGAACAAGCUAUUAUACUACUGUUAUUUAUAUAACAAAAUGGAAAAUUAUAAUUUUCUGAAAACGAGAACACUUUUUAAAUUGUCUCUAUUUACAUACGUUAUUAAAUAAAAUACCAUACAUGGUAGACGAA
Drosophila subpulchrella is the source of this 2268-nucleotide messenger RNA. It is a transcript of the gene Mes2, whose product is annotated as putative mediator of RNA polymerase II transcription subunit 26. The record is from RefSeq and is a predicted model, not a curated record. Gene Ontology annotation, biological process: regulation of transcription by RNA polymerase II. Bases 277 to 1638 code for a protein of 453 amino acids. The transcript is spliced from 3 exons. Lineage: Eukaryota; Metazoa; Arthropoda; Insecta; Diptera; Drosophilidae. Gene Ontology annotation, cellular component: nucleus; transcription regulator complex.